AUGAGUAUCAAUAGAGAAAUUCUAGAAGAAGAAACACUAUCAGAUGGAUACUUUGAAGAUAAUGAUGCAAGUCGUGCUGACUUAAGUAGCGUGAUUGCUCAAGAUGGAAGCAGCGAAGAUAGUUUUGAUUCUGAAUCUUUGCGUAGUGAAAUAGAUUUGGAAAUCGUAGAAAAUUCUUGUGACUCUUUAUCUGCUUCUGAAGCUUCUGAGUACUAA
This is a messenger RNA of Blepharisma stoltei, 216 nucleotides long. NCBI's taxonomy places the organism in Eukaryota, Ciliophora, Heterotrichea, Heterotrichida, Blepharismidae. The record is from the annotation of a GenBank genome assembly.